GCAUAUGAACUAUUUCAAGGACCGCUGGUGCGUUGGGCACAGGGCAGGGUUCUAGCAUACCCGAUGCAGGCCCCGCCUACUGCCGUUAUGGUGCACGGCAUUCUGGGAAACAGGAAGAACAUGGCCAGCUUUGCAAAAAUGAUUGUGGAGGGUUUUCCCAGCUGGCAGGUAUUGCUGGUAGACCUCCGCUGCCACGGAGAGUCCGCCUCGCUGCCCACUCGCCCCGUCGGACCGCACGGCGUGACGGCAGCUAGCGGUGACGUGCUGGAGCUGCUGCGGGAGCUGAAGCUGUUUCCGAGGGUUCUCAUUGGCCACUCGUUUGGGGGCAAGGUGGUCAUGAGCAUGGUGCGCCAGUUUCCGCAGCGCCUGCCGCGACCCGUGCAGGUGUGGGUCUUGGACUCCCUUCCCGGGGAGGUCCGCGCGGGAGGCGGCCCGCAGGGUGGCGACCACCCCGGUGCGCUCAUUGGCUUCCUGCGCUCCAUUCCCAUGCCGGUGGCGAAACGUAGCGACGUGAUUGACAUGGUGGUGAAAGCAGGCUUUUCCUCCAAUGUCGCUCGUUGGGUGGUGACGAAUCUGCGGCCCGUGCGGGAGGGUACAGCGUACGGCAGCGGGCCCGUGACGUGGACGUUUGACCUGGACGGCAUAGCGGAGCUGUACAGCUCCUACGAAAGCACGCAGCUCUGGGACCUGGUGCAACGGCCGCCGGAGGGGCUGAAGCUGGACUUUGUAAAAGCGGAGCGCAGCACCUUCCGGUGGGGCGGUCCCGACGAGGCAGCCAUCACCGGAGCCGGCCACGGAGUGCACCUGCUGCCCAACAGCGGACACUGGGUGCAUACGGACAAUCCGCUGGGACUGUACGACAUUCUGGCACCUUCCUUUGGCGGCAGCAGCGAUCUGAAGCAGUGGCGCUCGAACGCGGUGCGGCACGCGUGA
This is a messenger RNA of Volvox carteri f. nagariensis, 933 nucleotides long. RefSeq lists its product as uncharacterized. Lineage: Eukaryota; Viridiplantae; Chlorophyta; Chlorophyceae; Chlamydomonadales; Volvocaceae. The annotation marks the transcript as partial. The transcript has 7 exons. The record is from RefSeq and is a predicted model, not a curated record.